This is a messenger RNA of Rangifer tarandus platyrhynchus (Svalbard reindeer), 453 nucleotides long. NCBI's taxonomy places the organism in Eukaryota, Metazoa, Chordata, Mammalia, Artiodactyla, Cervidae. The record is from the annotation of a GenBank genome assembly.
AUGUCCCGUGUUCCGGCGGGCAGACGCCGGCCUGCAGGGCGGCUUGGGGACUCAGCUGCGGAGGCACCGCUCCGGCCCCCACGGCCCCCGGCGCGGCCGCUCUGUGCUCGUCAGUGCCGCCAUCUUGGCGUCGGCUCAGCGGGGCGCGCAGCUACGGGGCACCACGAGGGUCAUGGGAGAGCGGCGCGCGUGCGCAGAGCGCUGCGGGCGUGGGGGCGUGCGGAUACGGGGCGCCGCGAGGAUCAAGGGAGUGGGGCGCGCGAGGUGCGCAGCUACAGGGCGCCGCGAGGGUCAUUGAAGUGCGGCGCGCGAGGUGAGGAUGCGCAGGACGCUGCAGGCGAGGGGAGCGCGGGUACGGGGCAUCGCGAGGGUUACGGGAGGGCGGCGCGGUGCAGGCAAGGGCCUCGGACUCUGCAAUCCCGCCUUACGAGUUGUCCCCCGGAUUUCAGCUAA